This is a messenger RNA of Condylostylus longicornis, 2650 nucleotides long. Its product is annotated as cation-independent mannose-6-phosphate receptor-like. Gene Ontology annotation, cellular component: trans-Golgi network; plasma membrane; late endosome. Gene Ontology annotation, molecular function: signaling receptor activity; D-mannose binding; insulin-like growth factor binding. Gene Ontology annotation, biological process: lysosomal transport. The record is from RefSeq and is a predicted model, not a curated record. The coding region runs from base 440 to 2620 and encodes 726 amino acids. The transcript has 12 exons. NCBI's taxonomy places the organism in Eukaryota, Metazoa, Arthropoda, Insecta, Diptera, Dolichopodidae.
UUUUUUUUUAAACAAUAUUGUAAUUACAACAAAUUCAUUACAAAAACAAGAACAAAAAAAUCAAGGAAAAAUUAUUUUAAUAAAUUUGUUUUUGUAUAUUUAUUUUGAAUUAGUUGCGAAAUUCAUUAUCUAUUAAGGUUUUAUCGGUUAAAUAUUUUAAAGAUAAAAGCAAAUAAAAACCUUUUAUUUAUAUUAAUAGAACGGAAAGCCAAUAAUGUGAAAUACGAAAUAAAAAGUGUGUGUGUCUUUUCUUUUGAAGUUUGGAUAAAUUUAGUUUCAUUUCCAUUUUUUUUUUUGACACCGAAAACUCUUAAUAUAAAUUCCAAUAAUUCUUAAUAUUUCGUGUGCAUAAAUUUAAUAUUUUAGCAUAGAAUUAAUUUUAUUAGGGUGCCAGUGGCAUAAAGUUUUUCUUUCUAGAAUUUUUUAUGAAUUUCUUUUGAUGAAAAUGAUGACAUCACCGUUAUUGAUAUUUUCGAGUAGCUUUAGCUAUUACACCGUAAUAGUUUUGACCAUAUUCAAUCACGUUCAUUAUGAAAAUGCAAUUGUUAGCGCUGAUAUAUCAAGCAGUUUGGUCUUUGAUUCUAAUUCAUGUUUGUUAACGGAGCCUUAUUAUAAUUAUACAUUUAACCUUUCAUUGAGUACAGAUUUAGGACGUCAUAUUAUUGGUAAUUCACCUAACGAACAAAUUGAUUUUAAUUUUUGUUCAAGCUUCGAUCGAAAAUGUGGAGAUAAACAAAAUGUACAUGCUUGCUUAGAGAAGAAUGGUAAAAAAUAUGUUUUAGGAACAAGUCAAAAAAUUACUUACAAUAAUGGACGAAUUACAUUUAUAUAUGAUGGUGGUGAGCCUUGUGAAAAUGGAAAAAAUUAUCAACUAUCUAUUGAUUUACAAUGUGAUUAUACAAUUGAUUCUCAAUUAUUUGGUUUUCAAAAUACCAAUGAUUCCUGUUUUUAUUAUCUUAAAUGGGAAGAUAGUCGUGCCUGUUUACCAGUUCCAGAAAAAAUACAUGGAGAAUGUAAAAUAACUGAUAAAGAUUUUACUUUUGAUUUUUCGCCAUUGGGUGAAUUUAAUUAUAGAGUUUCAGAUAGAGAUAAUUCUGAAUUUAUUAUAAAUCCAUGCCAACCAGUUUUAUAUGAUUUUAAUGCAACAUGUCCAUCUGGUAGCAGUAUUUGUUAUUAUGCAGGUAAAGAGGAAUUAAGUAAAAGAUUUACUAGUUAUGGUACAGCAAAUCCAAAUCCUGUAAUGGAAGACAAUAAUCCUGUGAUAAUAUACAAUUCAGAUAAACAAUGUAAUGAUACGCAUAGCAUGAGAUCGAAAAUUUAUUUCCAUUGUGAUUGGAAGAAUGAAUAUGGAAAUCCAAAAUAUAAUCAUUUUUCGGAAUGUACGUAUCAUUUUGUUUGGUUAACAUCAUUUGCAUGUAGAAGGGGCGAAAAAGAAGAUGAUAUACCGUGUGUUUUACGAGAUCCUUCAACCGCAUUUUUAUAUAAUAUGACAGAUUUGGCAAAUAAAUAUUAUGAAAGCGAUUUUAAUGGAAAGAAGUAUUCAUUUGCUAUUUGUGAAUCGAAUGACGAAAAGAAUGGUGCUUAUUUGUUGAAUGAUGGUAAAAAAGACAGUCGGGGUCGAAUAUCUUCAAUUUUAUUACGUCAUAAAACUGGUGUACCAUAUUUGAGUUAUGAUUCAGAUGUACGAUGCUCAGAUUCGAUGAAAUGGAAAACAGAAAUAUAUUUUGUGUGUCCUGAAAAUGUAUCAAAUGAAAAUAAAAUCGAAAUUUUAAAUGAUACUAAUUGUAAUUUACAAAUAAAUUUUGAAACAAAAUUGGCUUGUCAAUACGAAGUUUCAUGUAAUAUUCCUCAAUAUAAUAUUGAUUUGACUUCAUUAAUUAAUACUACAGGAUACUAUAUUGCAAAAAUUAAUGAUUCUUUUAAGGAUACUAUAAAAUCAAAAGAGUUCUUAAUUAAUGUUUGCCGGCCUGUUAAAAAUAUAAAAUCUGAGAAAUGUUAUGAUGGAUCUGGUGCAUGUGUGGUAUCUUUAGAUAGCAAUAAUAAAAUAAUUGAUGAAUUGAGUCUUGGUCAUCCAUCGGUUUUAACUAAAACUAGUGAAUCAGAAGUUGUUUUAAAAUAUUAUAAUGGUAGCCCUUGCACAGAUAAUCCAAGUAUAAAUUUUUCAUCAUCAAUUAAAUUUUAUUGUGAUCAUAAAAUGGGAAAGGGUUUACCGAUACUUCAAUCAAUAAUCGACAAAUGUCAUUAUGAAUUCAAUUGGGCUACAAAUGUAAUUUGUCCACAACAUUCAGUUAAAUUUAAUGUUGACACAUGUGAAAUAAUUAAUGAUGUCAUUGAUGUUAAAUUUGAUUUAAAGGAUGCAAAAUUUGCUGGUGGUAAUGGAAAAAUAACGGCAAAAAGUAAUGGCAUUGAUGAAAUAAUUGAUCUAUGCAAUUAUAAGAAUACAAAAGCAAAUGUUGAUUAUUCUCACUCUAUGGUAACAUUGUUUUUCAAAUUGAAUAAAAAAUGUGCUGGACAAGAUUCUAAUCAAAUGUUAAUCCAAUUGAAUCUAAUAUGUGCACCAAGUGAAAAUCGGACAACAUUACCGGUGGUAAGUUUUUUAAUUUUUUGGCUUUUAAUUUAAAAUUUAUUUGACAAUUAAAUCUGAUGAAAU